AUGACCAUCUAUAUGUCACUUGUGCUGAUUGUGGGCCUUUUUGGAGGUCUUCUUUCAGCCGCGCCCCCCACGUCCCUACCAAAGGCGGCGAUUCUCGACCUGGGGUAUACCCGCUAUCAAGGGGUGUCGCUGUACAACGAUGUGGACCAGUAUCUGGGAAUGAGGUAUGCGAAAGCUCCGGUGCAUGAAUUGCGAUUUCGAGCACCGGAGGAUCCCGAGCAUAAUAGCAAGCUUCUGGAUGCAUCAUCGUUCGGACCUAUCUGUGUCGGUGUCGGACAGGCUCCCAGUGAUUCCCUAGCGGAGGACUGCUUGUUCAUCAAUAUCUGGAAGCCGACAAAUGCUUCCAGUGGCUUGAAUCUCCCCGUGUGGCUGUUCAUUCAGGGCGGCGGAUACGCAAAUAACGCCAACGCCAACUACAACGGGAGCGAUGUUGUGGAGCAAUCCGGGCAUGAUAUUGUCUUUGUGAACUUCAACUAUCGCGUUGGUGCUUUGGGCUUUCUUGCGAGCGAAACCAUACGCCAGAAUGGCAGCCUCAACGCAGGACUGCUCGAUCAGCGGAAGGCGCUCCUCUGGGUGAAAAAGUACAUUCGACACUUCGGUGGCAACCCGAACCACGUCGUGAUCCACGGAGACUCGUCAGGGUCUGGCUCCGUCGCGCAUCAUCUCACUGCAUACGGCGGUCGCAAUGACAAUCUUUUCGUGGGAGCAGUGGCCGAGUCCACAUUUUGGCCAACGCAGCGGACGGUCGCGGAGAUGCAAUUCCAGUACGAGCGCUUCGUCAAGGAUGUCGGCUGCGAUGGACACGAUGAUUCUCUUUCCUGUCUACGCUCCGCUCAUAUCGACACGAUCCAGGAAUACGACGUCGACCAGCCUUUUCCCGGUGGGAGUAGCAAUCCCGCUCCUCUGUGGUAUUUCCUUCCAGUUGUGGAUGGCGAGCUGGUCCAGGAUCGCUUGUACACGUCGUUUGAUCAAGACAAGCUCAUCCAUGUUCCUCUCGUUGUCACCGACGAUAAUAACGAGGGUACCGAUUUUGCAUACAACGCGACGAGUCCAGAUGAAGUGGCACAGUUCAUAAAAAACAACUACCCAGGUCUUAGUGACCUCCAGCUAGAUACCAUCAACAAGGCGUAUCCAGUCAUGGAUCCUCUUCCCAAACAUGCAGCAUACUUUCCGUCUGCGGCCGCAGCCUACGGAGAGUCAACUUUCACCUGCCCCGGAAAUCAUAUGGCUGCCAGCAUGUCUCGAUAUUUUUCGCCCGGCAAGGUCUGGAACUACCGCUUCAACGUGCAAGACCCGACCGAGAUCGCAAACGGAAUGGGAGUUCCCCACGUCUUUGACCUGCCAGCCAUCUUCGGAGUCGGAGAAACCAAUGAGCCCACGUACUCCUAUGCCACCACUAACUCUGCGAUUAUCCCCAUCACCAUGGACUACUACAUCAGUUUCAUCAAGGCGCUCGAUCCCAACGAGUAUCGGAAUGAGAAUGCGCCCGUAUGGCUUGCUUGGGGGAACAACCAAGGCCAGCGGUUGAAGCUACAAACAAACUCGACGAAGAUGGAAGAAGUUCCCCCGGAGCAGGCAGAGCGAUGUGCGAUGUGGAUGGGUUUAGCUGCGGCCAUGGAGCAUUAA
Molecule: messenger RNA, 1626 nt
Organism: Penicillium cinerascens
Lineage: Eukaryota; Fungi; Ascomycota; Eurotiomycetes; Eurotiales; Aspergillaceae
Product: putative carboxylesterase
Exons: 2
Coding region: 1-1626 (541 amino acids)
Molecular function (GO): carboxylic ester hydrolase activity
Source: RefSeq, a predicted model, not a curated record